Molecule: messenger RNA, 2859 nt
Organism: Melanotaenia boesemani (Boeseman's rainbowfish)
Lineage: Eukaryota; Metazoa; Chordata; Actinopteri; Atheriniformes; Melanotaeniidae
Product: lissencephaly-1 homolog B
Exons: 11
Coding region: 439-1671 (410 amino acids)
Molecular function (GO): protein binding
Source: RefSeq, a predicted model, not a curated record
UGCGCGCUGCCGACAUUCAAUCGCGACCGUUAGCUGGGGCCGGGCGAAUGCGGUGGUACCAAGAGAGGAGAAAAUCUGACCGUCCGUGCCGGGUGAUGUGAAAAGUCACACUACCGCAUCCGUACCAGAGUUUCCCACUACAUGGCUAUACUUGUCAAUGGAAUGUGAGAUUCGCCAUGUGUCAAAAGGUGAUGGGCACAUCUGAUCAGUGAGUGACAUUUGGACCAUAAAUGGUUGUGGAGCGUCGUACUGGUUAACAGCUAUAUCUCCAGGUCAUCUCCCUCCACGAGUGUCUUUGCCACCUCAGAGCUUCUGAAAGAGGAAAAAAAAAACGUACAUCCCUGCGGAAUCAGACUCCACCCCACAACAUAUUUCCCAGCCAGACUCCCCACAUCACCUCAUCCUCACCUCCCUGAGAGGGAGCGAACAGCAGCAGUCAUGGUGUUGUCACAGAGACAAAGAGAUGAACUAAAUCGGGCUAUAGCAGACUAUCUUCGUUCCAAUGGAUAUGAAGAAGCCUAUUCCACCUUCAAGAAAGAAGCAGAAUUAGAUAUGAAUGAAGAAGUAGAUAAGAAGUACGCUGGACUUUUGGAAAAGAAAUGGACCUCAGUUAUCAGAUUACAGAAGAAAGUUAUGGAAUUAGAGUCAAAGCUUAAUGAAGCCAAGGAGGAGAUGACACAUGGAGGAUCUGUGGGUCAGAAGAGAGAUCCGAAGGAGUGGAUCCCCCGUCCUCCAGAGAGAUAUGCUCUGAGUGGGCACCGUGCUCCGGUCACACGUGUUAUAUUCCACCCUGUCUUUUCUGUCAUGGUCACAGCCUCUGAGGAUGCUACCAUCAAGGUGUGGGACUAUGAGGCAGGGGACUUUGAGCGAACCCUCAAAGGCCACACAGACUCUGUGCAGGAUAUCUCCUUUGAUCAUACGGGAAAACUGCUGGCUUCCUGUUCAGCUGACAUGAGCAUCAAACUUUGGGACUUUCAGGGCUUUGAGUGCAUCCGAACAAUGCAUGGCCAUGAUCACAAUGUGUCCUCUGUAUGCAUCAUGCCAAAUGGCGACCACAUAGUGUCUGCCUCCAGAGACAAGACCAUCAAAAUGUGGGAGGUGGCUACUGGGUACUGUGUGAAGACAUUUGCAGGACACAGGGAGUGGGUGAGGAUGGUUCGUCCAAAUCAAGACGGCUCAUUGAUCGCCAGCUGUUCCAAUGACCAGACAGUGCGUGUCUGGGUGGUCGCCUCAAAGGAGUGCAAAGCUGAGUUGCGGGAACACGAACAUGUUGUAGAAUGUAUUGCCUGGGCCCCUGACAGUGCUCACCCCACCAUCCUGGAAGCUACAGGCUCAGAGAGUAAGAAGAGUGGAAAACCUGGUCCCUUCCUUCUCUCUGGUUCCAGGGAUAAAACAAUUAAGAUGUGGGAUGUCAGCACUGGGAUCUGCCUUAUGACUCUGGUCGGACAUGACAAUUGGGUGCGUGGGGUAUUGUUUCAUCCCGGAGGACGAUUCAUAGUGAGCUGCGCCGAUGACAAAACCAUUAGGAUCUGGGACUACAAGAACAAACGCUGCAUGAAGACCUUGUGUGCCCAUGAACACUUUGUUACCUCUUUGGAUUUCCACAAGACUGCUCCCUAUGUGGUCACAGGCAGUGUCGAUCAGACAGUCAAAGUCUGGGAGUGCCGCUGAGACAGCCACUUAUUUCCUCUGCCCUGCACCCCCUAAAAUAAAAAGUCCGAUCCUACCCUAUCCUCUCCUGCACCUUCUUCCCUCUGUUCAGAUGCCCAGUCCCUCACCUCUCGCACUCAAAACCAUAGAUGGCCAAGGCGCUUUACCCUUUCCUUGUACCCUUUCCUUGCCCCCUUCCUCCUCUUCAUUGGUCCAGCCCUAUUAAGAUGACUAUUGUCCUUUUUGUGUAAAUUAUUCUGGAUGUAGGGUACGCUUAAUAAAUGUCACGCAUUCUCUGACACACAAACACACUCAAAGAUAAGAAGUAUCCUUGCAUGGUGACUCAAACAGAAAAAAAGAAGAAAAAAACAUUCAAUACUGUUAGAUUUACAAAUUUGCAUACUGUUGUCAUGACUCCCCAUCGGGUCAAAGGGUAAAUACCUUUGUGCGCUGGCACAGGUGGGUUCCAGUUAACUGACAGUGCACGAAAACCAAUGGCACCCCCUUGUCAAAGGGAUGAAGGUUAUGUUUAGUUCUGUUUUACUCUAUGCCUCCAUAAUUGUGAUCUGUCACUGUGUUGUUGGUGAUGGAGAAGGUGUGAAGAAAGUAAUGAGAAAGACAAGGGAGAGGCUGUCCAGAAGAAGAUGAAGAAAUUAAGCAGGAUGCAGCUUCUCAGCUGAAUCACAUGAGGUUUUGUGGGCAAGUGCACAUGUACAUGUGCGUAUAUGUAGUGUGAGUGUUUGUGUGUGUGUUUUGUAUGUUUUGACAGGAGAAUCUUUCCACUGCCUCUGCUCUGAUGGUCAGAUGAAAGAGGGGAGGCAAAGCUUCUUGCCCACUGUGUUCCUUCAUCUCUUGCUUGCUUUUUAGUAGACUCACUGGACCUUAAUGAUCCAUAAGCUGCUGAGAGCACAGGCACAAGCCCCAAAGUAAGUUUAACAGAGGAAGAAGUUAGUUCACCUUUUUAUGAGGUUUGUGUGUGUGUGUAUGUCACCCCAGAGAAUCGCCCAGUGCCCUCUUGCUCGCUAUCUCUGCCUUGUUAACCCAUCGAGGGCUUCCUCACAGGAUUUUCAUCCAGCUUUCUGUGGUCUCACUGCUCUCUUUACACACACAUACACUCACAAAUGCACAUACACGCACAGUAAAAGUUGUGUAUCAAUAUAUCUGGAUGUCAUUGUUUGCAACAUAAUGAAAUAAAAUCUGUAAAUAUAA